GGUGUCUUGCCGGUGGACGUCGCGCCUUCUGUUAGGCCUGCACGGUCCGCUCUGAUGAUUUGACAGCUGAAUGUUGCAGGUAUCUUUAUGAACGAACUCUCUCUCUGUAAACAUGGUGCGAGCAUGGAUAUUGAACGAGACGGCGGAAGAUCAGCGGUUACCUCACAUGACGGACCCGCCUCAGUUUGUCACCUUAGAGGAUCUCAAAGCAAAAGUCGGAGUUUUGUACUGGAAGUUGAGUGGAGAGCCCGACGACAGCCAGCUCGCCAAGAUUCGCGCAGAGCGUGGUUACAACUACGAAGAUACUAUUGACGUCGCGCCCGACAAACUACCAGACUACGACAAUAAGAAUUAUAUCAAAGCCAUUCGACUGUUGGGAACACCUGUCUGGACUGCAAUUAAUAGAUCGUGUGAGAAUCACCCCGCACGCAUCAACUACGUCCAGAAGGCAGCUUCAUAAUAUGAGGGCAGCAGACGUAGAGGGCAGCUUCAUAAUAUGAGAGCAGCAGACGUAGAGAGCAGCUUCAUAAUGUGAGGGCAACAGCAACAGCUAUAACAUGUAUCUGAACUCUCAACUUACAUCCGACGCCAUAUAACCGUAAAUAAAAUGUGUAGAGUGCGUCGUUAAAUAAAACAUUUCCUGCUCAA
Gigantopelta aegis is the source of this 648-nucleotide messenger RNA. RefSeq names its product 1,2-dihydroxy-3-keto-5-methylthiopentene dioxygenase-like. Gene Ontology annotation, biological process: L-methionine metabolic process. The transcript has 3 exons. Gene Ontology annotation, molecular function: acireductone dioxygenase [iron(II)-requiring] activity. Lineage: Eukaryota; Metazoa; Mollusca; Gastropoda; Neomphalida; Peltospiridae. The record is from RefSeq and is a predicted model, not a curated record. Bases 113 to 460 code for a protein of 115 amino acids.